AUGCUUCAUAACGUAUGCAAAUCGACCAAACCGCGUCUGACCGGCAAUGACAUACCAGACGACAUCUGGCGGCACAUCGCGUUGCAUAUAGCGAGUGAAGAGCCGCUACACAAGUUUUACCGACUAAUAUCAGUCAAUCGAACAUUCUUUAACGUCAUCCUCGAUGCGAAGUAUGGCGAAGUGAGAUGGGUGAGGCUGAGCGAGAAGUUUAUGAGGGGAUUGCAGAGAUUGCAGAAUCCUAUCAUCUCCAGCCACGUUAGACGGCUGUAUAUUCGUGCUUGGUUCAUUGAAUACCUGCUAAAACGCGAAGCCCUCAUCAAGCCGCCUCCACCAUACAAAGCCUGCCGGCUUUUUACGUGCUGUGUCGGCCAGCGUGCACGAAAACGACUGGACUCUGCGAAACCGAGGAAAAAUUCAACCUCCAGCGAGCCUCUUCCCCACUUAUCCUCCGAAGAAAUCAUUCGUCUGCUCAUCAACGCCGUGCAGGGGAUGAAGAACGUCACGGAACUCCAUUUCGAAUGGCGCGACCUGCCCUUGAACAAGGACACGCGUAUAUUCCUCACCUCGACGCGGAAGGCCUUCAGUAGCUGUCUGCGUAAGCUUGUUCUGCAAGCCCAGAUUUCCAAGUUCAAGGAGCUCCUCGCCAGGGCCGACUACGAGAACCUUGACGAAUUGGAUUUUCAUUUCGAUUACAGCCCAACAUGGCGUCGGAAGUCCGCAGAUGGGCAGGAGGCAAAAGAGGGGACUGCGGAAGAGGACCCCGAUGCUGGAGACUUGAUACAAACUGUUCUGCCGUUCAUAUCCCACUGGAAGGCGCGCUUACGCUCCUUGGUGAUCACAUCGUUUUCCUCACUCGACCUCUCCGAAUUUCUCAGUGGCCUGCCUUCCAUGCCUACUCUUCGACAUUUUGGGGUGAAUAUCAGCCUCAACAAAAGCCACCUAUCCGACCCCUCUGGCCUGAUUAACAUCCUGACAACCCAUUCCUCUUCGCUCCUUCAUGUUUCCAUCAAGCCUGGGCUACCGGCCAACUGCGAACAAUACAACAAAGUGCACGUUCAGCGGCAAAUGAAAUGCGACUGGGCAGCAAUCCACGAUCUUCUACUCUCGAGUCCGCAGUGUCUUGUGGGCCUAGAAUCGCUCGAAAUUCCGUCCAUCUGCCCAAGAGCCACAUUACCACUUGUCCGACGCUCGUGCGACACCCUCAUGCGUCUGGCUCUUACAGGUUACUAUCUUUCUGAAGAAGAGGUGACAGAGGUGAUCAACGUCUUUUCGCACAGGGCUUUCGAGUUGCAGCGCCUGCAUCUGGAGGUGAAGUUGCUUGUUACGUCCUUGUUUCAUCUCCUGGCUACGCGCCUACCAAACCUAUAUUCUCUUGUGCUUGUUUACGAGCAGCACAUCCCUUUGGAUUCGCCCCCCGCCGCAUGUACAAGCUGCCAUGCGCGACUGGAAGCUAUACGACAUCGGGAUAUACGAAGAGCGCUACCGCCCUCCAAGCAUCGACGUGCUCUCGUUGAGCACGCUCGCGUUCCGCGCAGAGCACACGAUCAUGGGCCUCGUCUCGGCGCAGGUGCCGAGCAUACAGAUGUGGAAGGGGUUUCCGAAGGAUGCGACGUAUGGUCCGCCGGAGAGGUAUCCGUAUGUGCCGAUCGCGCAGGAUUGGUGAGGCAGGUGGGCCAUUUACGUUAG
This is a messenger RNA of Cyclocybe aegerita, 1686 nucleotides long. The record is from the annotation of a GenBank genome assembly. Lineage: Eukaryota; Fungi; Basidiomycota; Agaricomycetes; Agaricales; Hemipholiotaceae.